Messenger RNA from Emiliania huxleyi CCMP1516, 891 nucleotides. RefSeq lists its product as hypothetical. The annotation marks the transcript as partial. Lineage: Eukaryota; Haptophyta; Isochrysidales; Noelaerhabdaceae. The record is from RefSeq and is a predicted model, not a curated record. The transcript has 5 exons. Gene Ontology annotation, biological process: microtubule-based movement. Gene Ontology annotation, molecular function: microtubule motor activity; ATP binding; microtubule binding.
GUGUACGAUGCGGUGGCGCGGCCCGCCGUCUCCUCCACCCUCGCCGGCUUCAACGCGUCCAUCAUUGCCUACGGCCACACGGGUGCCGGCAAGACACAUACCAUGGAGGGGGCGCCCGAUGGAGCGCAGCGCGGCAUCAUCCCCCGCGCCGUCGCGGACAUCUUUGAACACCGGAGCGCGAGGCCCGGCGCGCGCCGCUUCUUGGUGCGCGCGUCGUACCUGCAGAUCUACAACGAGGUGCUCUCGGACCUCCUCAAGCCGGGCCGCAACGGCCUAGCCAUCCGCGAGGACCGGAAGAAGGGCCUCCGCGCUGAAGGCUUGUCGGAGUGGGUCGUCCGAUCUCCCCAGAUCUCCUCGCAGGUGGAUGGUCUGCUGCGGCGCGGCGCCGAGACGCGUGCCACCGCCGCCACCGCGGCGAACGACGCGUCUUCGCGCUCGCACGCCGUGUUUUGCUUGACGUUUGAGCAGAGCGAGGCGAGCGGCGGCGGCGAGGCUUGCCCGCGGGGCAGUGUCUUCCGCUCGUCCAAGCUCAACCUGGUCGACCUCGCGGGCUCCGAGCGGCUCCGCGUCUCGGGCGCCUCCGGGCAGCGGCUCGAGGAGUGCAAGUACAUCAACGGCUCGCUCGCGGCGCUCGGAAAUGUCGUCGCCGCUCUCACCUCGGGAACGGCGAGACACGCGAGACACGUGCCGUACCGCGACUCGAAGCUGACGCGCUUGCUGGCAGACUCGCUCGGCGGGAACUGCAAGACGACGAUGAUCGCGUGCGUCGCCGCCGCGUCGAUGGCCGAGACGGUGAGCACGCUCAAGUUCGCGUCGCGGGCGAGGCACGUCCACAACUCUGCGCGGAUCAACGAGCAGAUCGACCAGCGCACCGCCCUAGAAGCGGAGAGA